This is a messenger RNA of Tremella mesenterica DSM 1558, 2028 nucleotides long. RefSeq lists its product as uncharacterized. Gene Ontology annotation, cellular component: anaphase-promoting complex. Bases 1 to 2028 code for a protein of 675 amino acids. The transcript is spliced from 7 exons. NCBI's taxonomy places the organism in Eukaryota, Fungi, Basidiomycota, Tremellomycetes, Tremellales, Tremellaceae. Gene Ontology annotation, biological process: anaphase-promoting complex-dependent catabolic process; positive regulation of ubiquitin protein ligase activity; positive regulation of anaphase-promoting complex-dependent catabolic process. The record is from RefSeq and is a predicted model, not a curated record. Gene Ontology annotation, molecular function: protein binding; anaphase-promoting complex binding; ubiquitin ligase activator activity.
AUGUCAGUCUACGACACUGAUUUCUCUCGUAGACUACGAUCAUCCGUUCCCCCUUCACCGCCGUUCAUCUCGACUCCAGGACAUAAGGACGUAUUUGGAGAAAUCGCUGCUGUUCCUCCUAGUCCACGUACUGAUAGUCCAAUGGGAGUAAGAGAUAAAAGAAGAACGGAUGUCAGGUAUUAUGGGGAUCGAUUCAUUCCCCAUAGAGAGGCGGUGGACCUUCACGCAGCUUACCAACUUUUACCUGACUUGAGCCCUUCAGGAGGGGACCUGGUCAAAGCUAAGACUCGUAGAAGAAGUGGCCAUGGUCAGGCAACUGAUCUCGAGGCAAGGAGAGAGGAGAUCAACGCAACCUUCACACAUCUACUCAAGACUGAACUCUUCCCACCUUCUCGCUCUCCCUCUCGUACCGCUUCACCCACACAGAACCCUCAACGAGGAAUUCAUCCCCGUCAUGCUCAUCUCCGUCAACCCAUGACCUUCCACGCUACCAACAUACCCAUCGCUCCUUCCGGAUAUGCCAUCUCAUCCGCCGGUGUCACUCCAACCCAUCAUCACCCACCUCCAGCCAUGUCAUCCACUUCCGCCGAGCGAGAAAGAGGAGAACGGGAAUUAUCUCCAGCAUCAACAUUACCUCCCUUACCUAUGCACGCCCCUUCCACUCCCACCUCUGGCCACGGUCGUCCGCCUGGAGCCGGACCAUCAUCUUCUCACCAUCGAGCGCAUCAAAGUCAAGUGGCUCUAACUUCAGGUUCACGGAGUGGUACUUCACCCCCUCAAUCCGCUGCUCGUAAAGCUGCAUUCUCACCCCCUCCUGCGAAUGGUGUACCGUCACCCGCCACACCGACGAAGAAGCGACUACUGAACUUUUCUUCACCUGGUGCUAUGCGGAUGGCAGCGUUGACGAAUGGGAUCAAUAGUGUCAAUGGGGCGGUGGUGGGAGACUUAGAUGAUAUGAGACAUGAGAAGUAUAGUCUCAGUCCUGUGGGAAGUGAGAGUCAAAGGGUCUUACUCAGUCCUCGUAAACCGGUCCGGCAAAUAUCCAGAACACCUUUCAAAGUACUGGAUGCGCCCGAACUAGCCGACGAUUUUUAUCUGAAUCUGGUCUCCUGGUCCGCAUCCAAUGUCCUGGGAGUGGGCCUGAAUUCCUGCGUAUAUCUGUGGAGUGCUUCGACGAGCAAGGUGACCAAACUGUGUGAUCUUAACACGCCUAUCCCUGAUGGACAAGAAGUGAGCGAUACUAUCACUGGGCUCGAAUGGACCAAUAGGGGAAGUAUCAUGGCACUGGGCACCAACAGGGGAGUGGUAGAAAUAUGGGACGCUGAAGCUUGUCGGAAGAUUCGAACGAUGUCUGGUCACACUGGUCGGGUCGGUUGUCUGGCUUGGAACAACCACAUCCUCUCUUCUGGUUCUAGAGAUCGUACAAUUCUUCAUCGAGACACGAGGGUACCAGAGCAAUAUAUCCGCAAGCUAGCUGGACAUCACAAGCAAGAAGUCUGUGGUUUGAGAUGGAACAAUGAUACAGAUCAAUUGGCAAGCGGAGGGAAUGACAAUAAACUGUUCGUUUGGGGAGGUACCGACUCUCGACCGACUUGGCGAUUUGGGGAGCAUCGAGCGGCUGUCAAAGCUAUCGCUUGGAGUCCUCAUCAACGUGGUGUACUUGCGAGUGGGGGUGGUACGGCGGAUAAAAAGAUUAGGUUCUGGAACAGUCUGACUGGAGGUCUGGUCAGUGAAUGGGAUACCGGGUCACAAGUUUGCAAUCUCAUGUGGUCUAGAAAUUCCAAUGAACUAGUCUCCACUCAUGGAUAUUCUGCCGGUCCUGUUCAAAAUCAAAUACAUAUCUGGCGAUACCCAUCCAUGACUCAAAUCGCUACUCUGACAGGUCACACGUUCCGAGUGUUGUACCUCGCCAUGAGCCCUGAUGGUCAGACAAUCGUCACUGGGGCAGGAGACGAGACACUUCGAUUUUGGAACGCAUUUCAGAAGAGUAAAGGGGAGAUCAAACUUGCUAUUAAGAAUAAGACGUGA